This is a messenger RNA of Miscanthus lutarioriparius, 1788 nucleotides long. Lineage: Eukaryota; Viridiplantae; Streptophyta; Magnoliopsida; Poales; Poaceae. The record is from the annotation of a GenBank genome assembly.
AUGGAGUCUCAACCGAUUGCGGGGAUAACAUGGGGAGAAACCAUGCUAGGAGUGGACCUGUGGUUUGGAAUGAAAAAUAAACGGGGAGAUGGUUGCGCAGGAGAAAAUGAUAAACAUAAGAAGCAAAAAGCUCACACAACAGUGCAUGGGGAUCUGAUUGAUGUCUUUGAAGAACAAUUCGGUGAUUUGUAUGAUUCUGGGCAAGGUGUCUGGAGUGAGUUCAGUAAAGGAGUUGCUUCAAUGUUAUCUGAAAGUGUUGUCGCUGUUGCUUCAUUUAAGGGAGAUAAGAUGGUAUGUUCAUGCUCAGGCAUAAUUAUACUUUGCAAGCCACUCGUCACAACUUUGCUCACUUCAGCAAGUUUGGUGAGAUCUUCUCAUGAUGAAAGCCAGAUUGACCAUGACUUGAUGGUUAAAGUGCGUAAUGUGCAUGACCAGUAUUGGUUGGGAACAGUGGAACACUAUGAUCUUGACUACGAUAUUCUACUUGUCAACAUCCAGACCCCUUAUCUUUGUGUAGCACGCCUUUACCAUGAAGUGCAACUUGGGCCAGGUAGCAAGGUAGUAGCUGUGGGUCGUGUUUUCAACACGAAAAAAUUGAUGGCUGCAAGCGGGUUAGUGAAGGACAAAAGGGACAUAUCUGAUCAGAAAGAGUGUGCUAUCUCCACUUGUAAAAUCAGUAAGGUUGGGAUUGGAGGACCCCUUAUUGAUUUAGAUGGAAACUUUCAUGGCAUGAACUUGUAUGGUGAGGGAGAAACACCCUUCCUUCCAACGAAUAUAAUUCUUGAAUGCUUGAAGCGCUUUGGGCUAUCUCGGGUUGGAAAUAGGCAGGGAGACUAUUGUACAAGUGGGGAUGGGAAUGUAAACGGUUACCAGACUGAUUUGGACUAUCCACAAGACCUUGUUGAUACGAUACAUGAAAAUUUACGCUCUCGCAGUUAUCCAUUGCCAGCUAGAAUGCGUGUAGGCUUGCGUUUGGUUAAUUCUUUUGAAGAAGAAUUUCGCCCCCUCGAUCCUUGUAGUGAAGACUUCAUGAAUGAACUCAAUGUGGAGCUUGCGUCAAAGUUGUCCCAGUGUGUUGUCUCACUGGCUGCAUUCAACGGAAAAAUACGGCGGUUUGCAUGCUCAGGCAUACUUAUAAAGUACGGUCGAUGCACAAGUGUACUGACGUCAGCAAGUUUGGUGAGGUAUUCUGAUGAUGAAAGCAAAAUCAAUGAUGACUUGCAGAUUGAAGUCCGCCUUCCAAAUGGGCAAUGUGUCAAAGGGGUGCUGCAGUGCUGUUGUUUAGAGUACAAUAUCGCUGUUAUCAAAAUCACAAGGUUCACUGAUCUUUGUGCAAUAAAACUUGAACGCCGAAGGCAAUUCAAGUCUGGUAGUAAGGUGGUAGCCAUAGGGCGUAUCUUUGCUCAAGGGAAAUUAACAGCUACACAUGGAAUGAUUACUGACAAACUGAGCAAACUUGAUUGUGAGGUGCUUAUGGUCUCCACUUGUAAAAUUACUAAGGCUGGGAUAGGAGGCCCCCUUGUUGAUUUCAGUGGGAACUUUGUUGGCAUGAACUUUUGUGACGAUGAUGAAACUCCAUUCCUGCCUAGGAAUGAAAUUAUUAUGUGCCUGAGGCGUUUUCGGACUAAAGGGACCAAGGCUGUUGGAUAUAUUGAUGAGAGUCCUCGCCCAAACAAGUGGCCAGUGCCCGAGCCGUACUGGUCUUACACGUCAGAUGUAAAGCGUCUGAGUUUGGAAGAAGUGAUGAGCAGAAUUCCCAAGUUUGAUUGGAGAUCGACGUUCUGCUAA